CGUACCGUUUCAUUGUAGCCAGCAACGACAAAAAGAAGAAGACAGGUUUGCCGGUGUUGUCCGGGAAUUGACUGGUGUAUCUAAUGUUGUUUUACUAAAAUUCGGUUUGUUUUUCUUUCACGCCAUGUUAGCUAGCUAACCAACCGGACAUGGCCCAGUCGCCCAAACAAGGAUGUCGACAGUCGGACUGCGACUAAAGCCUUAACCUCCCUCGCUCUCCUCGUACCCGAGGAGCUGAGAAAAAGAUGCUGCUGAAGAUGCCCCAGAAGCUGCUGAAGACUGCCCACUACAUAGAGCUGGGCAGCUACCAGCACUGGCCAGUCCUGAUACCCCAGAGAAUAAGGCUGUACACCUACGAACAAAUCCCCCUCUUCCUCAGAGAAAACCCCUACAUCACAGACGGCUACAGGGCUCACCUGCCCUCCAAGCUCUGCCUUAAGAGUAUUUUUAUGCUGUCCAAUGAGACGGUUAAUAUCUGGAGCCACUUGCUGGGCUUCCUGCUCUUCUUCUCUCUGGGGGUCAAUGACCUCUCCACUGUACUGCCAGCCUCUGGAGCUAGCAGAGAGGACUACGUCAUCUACGCUAUAGGGCUGUUCUGCUUCCAGGUGUGCAUGUUGUGUUCAGUGGGAUAUCACCUGUUUUCGUGCCACCGAUCAGAGAAGACGUGCCGUCGUUGGCUGGCAUUAGACUACGCAGGCAUCUCUGUUGGCAUCUUGGGCUGUUAUGUACCUGGGAUCUUCUACGCUUUCUACUGUAAUGCUUUUUGGCGACAGCUUUACCUGCUGACAGUGCUCUCCCUGAUCCUGGCCGUCUUCUGCGCUCAGGUCCACCCUCGUUACCUCAGCAAUGACUGGCGACGGAUACGUAUGGUAAUCUUCUGCUGUGUGGCUGGCAUCAGUGUGAUUCCUGCGUGCCACUGGGUCUGGAUCAAUGGAGGGUUCACCUCGGAUGUCGUACAGCUGUUCCUGCCUCGUGUGAUAGUGAUGUACUUGAUAGCUGGAUCUGCCUUCCUGUUCUACGUCACCAAAAUCCCUGAACGUUAUUUCCCUGGCCAGCUGAACUACCUGGGCGCUAGCCACCAGGUGUGGCACAUACUGGUGGUUGUGAUGUUUUACUGGUGGCACCAGACCGCUGUACACAUCAUGCACUUCAGGCAUACUCAGCCCUGCCCGAUACGCACCAGCAGCAGCUAAGUGAAACUGAUCGACUAAUGUUGUUUAAAGGCUAAUCAGUCGUAGGUUAGUAACCACUUAAACUCACUAUGUUAAUAUUCAAAACCUCAUAUCUUGUUACAGUAGCAGCUGGUUAGAAUUUACUACCUACAGGCCUGUCAAACACUAACUACCACAAGCUCCUGACUAUUAGCUGCUAAAACUGAGAGUGUGACAGUAAUGAGUAGCUAUUAGCUUUCACUGAGCUGCUGGGCACUGUUUAGAUGCCUGUGGCCUGGCCAGCUGUUAAAGGCCAGUAACCUUUCUUUACAUGGCAAGGAGACUUACAGGGCAAUAGACCAGAGUCUGUACUGGUUAGUAGUUCCAGGCUGUUGGCUAGUAGUCAGAAGACCUAAGUUAAGCCUUCAGGGACUGUGACCCGAUGUCAAAAGUGAUGCAGCAGCACCACAAGAAACCCCCCUUGAUGGACAGAAAAUACAGCAUGCGACCCCUGAUGUUGCAUCAUAACCCUUAGAUCAAUGCAUGAAGGAGGAAUUAUUUAUAUCCAUUUGUAGAAACAAACUGAGCUUUAGUGUCUUUUUUGAUAAUCAUAUUCUCUCUUAGUUGGUUUACUUUGUGAUUUUUGUACAUCGGGAAACAUAAUGGCCUGUGUGAACAGUUACUUUUUUUUUGCCUGUGAUUUUGGUUUAUCUAUCAGUUUGUUCAAGAUUAAAGUGUAUGAAAUGUCUGGAUAAAAGUUGGAAAGCACAGAAAAGAUCAUGACCACAGGAAAUUCAGCAUUUCGACACAGAAUUGCUGGUUUCUUGAGAAACAAUGUCUCAAUACCUCAAGUAUUUGAAGCUUUUGAACAAAUGGUGAAAGGUCAGUCAGUAAUCAUUCUGCCAAUUUCCAAUGAGGUGCAGGGCUGAAAAAAAUGUUGGAACCCGUGGUUUUGUCUUUGGAACAAAUAAGGUGGCAGUUCGGUUGUACAAAAAUUAUAUUUAAGUUUAAAACAGUUUUUAGGGACUACUGUAUGCCUUUGGUAGAAAGUGGGUCAAAAACCUGGGUAAAUAAAAAGCAAAACAAUUUGGAUAGCACAAGACAAGUAAGAAUUUUUUUUUUUUUUUGUCCCUUAACAACUUGAGUUCUACAGUAAAGACAACAAAAUCACAUUUUUGCUGAUAGUUGGGCGAGCAGUAGCACUUAAGCUUUCACUAAUUGGUCAGCCACCUGCCGUUUCAGCCAUAGAGGUUAUUACAUUAUUACUUAUCAGCUGUAGUGGUUAUCAGUUAUUAUUAUUGUAUUACAAAGUCUACCAUAAAGGCUGGGUAUUUGAAAAAUGGUUGUUUAAUUAAUGCCGUUGUUUAAAUAAGUUCAGUGUAAAGUGGAUCAUACCUUUUUUUAAAUAGGUUUUUUUUUUUUUUUCUCAGUAAGCUCUGGGACAUUUUAAUGUUUUGUGUUAUGUUUUGUGUUUAUUUUGACAUCUUUUAAUCAUGUAUGUACUUCAUUUGCCUUAUAAUGUUUGAGUAUUUGUACUGUAUACAUACUUACUGUUACAAUCUGUUUUUGGUUAAGAGGUGAACAUAACCAAGAACAAAAUGAUCAAACUCCGACCGAUAACAUCUUUGCUGUUACACCACAAGGCCAGUAUGUUUUUUUUAUUGUGAGAUUUAAUAUUUAGAACAAGCUAUGAAUUGUGGAUAAGGAACACUUACUGCUGCAGACUGCAGAGCUGGAAAAUGCACUGUAUACAUGCUAAAAGUGACUUUAUUUACCCUUUUUGAGUGUGUGUUUUUAUUUUUAAAUAUUAUCACAAGUUGCUUGAUCUUUUCGUGAAUGAACUCAUAAUAGGUUUAUCUUGUGUUUUUGCUUUUCUUGAAUAUCAUUUGUAUGAUGGCACUGACUUAUGAGAUGUAUAAUUAUUUCAGUGCCUCUGUGAAUAUAUAUUUUUAAACAUUUUGAAUGAAUAAAGAA
Xiphias gladius (swordfish) is the source of this 3125-nucleotide messenger RNA. RefSeq names its product progestin and adipoQ receptor family member 3-like. Lineage: Eukaryota; Metazoa; Chordata; Actinopteri; Istiophoriformes; Xiphiidae. The transcript has 7 exons. The coding region runs from base 246 to 1193 and encodes 315 amino acids. Gene Ontology annotation, cellular component: membrane. The record is from RefSeq and is a predicted model, not a curated record. Gene Ontology annotation, molecular function: signaling receptor activity.